Lampris incognitus (smalleye Pacific opah) is the source of this 1264-nucleotide messenger RNA. Its product is annotated as ras-related protein Rab-40C-like. The record is from RefSeq and is a predicted model, not a curated record. The transcript has 6 exons. Gene Ontology annotation, biological process: protein localization to plasma membrane; intracellular signal transduction. Bases 386 to 1264 code for a protein of 292 amino acids. Gene Ontology annotation, cellular component: synaptic vesicle; plasma membrane; endosome. Gene Ontology annotation, molecular function: GTPase activity; GTP binding. Lineage: Eukaryota; Metazoa; Chordata; Actinopteri; Lampriformes; Lampridae.
UCAUACACAGUUUCGUGUAGACGUUUGUUGUGCUGUUUUACUGAUCGUAGUGUGAAAUUUUCGUUAUUAAAUUAGAGUAUCCCUGAUUUGAUCUAACUGGUAAAGCUUCAUCUCUUUAGUUUCUUCGGGAUAAAACCUAUUGGUGGUAGAAUGAACCGUUGGCGUCUGUGUUAGCCGGCUAGCUAAUAAACCAGCUAACAACUCGGAACGUUUUUUUUUGUUUUUUUUUUUGUUUUUGUUUUGUCUUUUGAGAGGUAGCUAGCGUUAAUUGCAGCCUGCAUUCUAACACGGUUUUAAUGCUAGUAGGUUUGGGACUGACUGGUUUCGCCAUCAGCCCGAAGAGUUGCCCUUUGUCGAGCUCAAAGCUCCUUUGUCGCUGGAGCCAAUGCGUGGGACAAUGGGAACCCAGGGCAGUCCUGUCAAAAGUCACGAUUAUCUUCUUAAAUUCCUGCUGGUGGGAGAUAGCGAUGUUGGUAAAGGAGAGAUUUUGGACAGUUUGCAAGAUGGAUCAGUCGAGUCUCCCUAUGCCUACAGCAGUGGGAUCGACUACAAGACAACCACAAUCCUGCUGGACGGAAGGAGGGUGAAAUUAGAGCUGUGGGACACCUCAGGGCAAGGCAGAUUCUGCACCAUCUUCAGGUCUUACUCUCGUGGGGCGCAGGGCAUUCUGCUUGUGUAUGACAUUACUAAUGGUUGGUCGUUUGAUGGCAUUGACCGCUGGAUCCGGGAGAUAGAUGAGCAUGCUCCAGGCGUACCGAGGAUACUGGUGGGAAACCGACUUCACCUGGCUUUCAAACGGCAGGUCCCAACAGAGCAGGCAAGGGCUUAUGCAGAAAAGAACAGUAUGACCUUCUUUGAGGUCAGCCCAUUGUGCAACUUCAAUGUCAUCGAGUCCUUCACAGAACUGUCGCGCAUUGUGCUAAUGAGGCAUGGCAUGGAGAAAUUCUGGAGGCCCAACAAAGUCUUCAGCCUCCAGGACCUGUGCUGCCGUUCGAUUGUCUCCUGCACACCGGUCCAUCUCAUUGACAAGCUGCCUCUCCCUGUGGCCAUCAAGUCCCACCUUAAGUCUUUCUCUAUGGCUAAUGGCAUGAAUGCUGUCAUGAUGCAUGGACGCUCCUACUCGGUGACUGCCAGUGCUGCUUCAGGCAGUUCCAGCGGCAGCAGCAGCAAAGGCAGUAGCCUCAAACGCUCCAAGUCUUUCAGGCCUCCGCAGAGCCCCCCAAAGAGUAUGUCAUCCUCCAAGGGGAACUGUAAAAUAUCGUAG